This is a messenger RNA of Podarcis raffonei (Aeolian wall lizard), 1078 nucleotides long. Its product is annotated as apolipoprotein A-IV-like. Lineage: Eukaryota; Metazoa; Chordata; Lepidosauria; Squamata; Lacertidae. The coding region runs from base 22 to 717 and encodes 231 amino acids. The record is from RefSeq and is a predicted model, not a curated record. The transcript has 3 exons.
AGGAUACUCUGCUGAGCCACUAUGAAGUUAAUUAUCAUCACACUGGUCUUGUACGUCUUCACAGGCCAUCCGACUUUUGCCCAAACGGAUAAACGGGUCUCCAAGUUGGAGCAGUUAAAGCACGACCUCACUAAACUCCUGGGAAAGGUCAGCGAGAAAGCAUGGGAUAAAUUGAACUUUGUCAGAAGAUCGAGGCUCGGACAAGAACUGAGAAUCUUGUUUCGUGAUGAUGUUGCAAAACUGCGCAAGUAUGUCCAGGACCUGCAGGCUGAGCUGCCCCCCGAAAUCACACAAGCCUACCAUGUGGCAGUUCAGUUGUCUGGGCACGCCCUGGUGGGCGCCAGCUGUAACCUAGCUGUAUUACGGUCUGCCACAGAAGAGCUCUACGAGGGGCUGGAAUCUCUAGUGACUUUCUACGCCAGCCCCGUCGCGGAGAAGUUGAGACCGCACACACAGGUCCUGAGAAAUAUGGUCGUCCCCAAGGUGCAGGAGCUGGAGGAGAAGCUGAAGCAGCAAGUGGAAGAAAAGGGGCCUGAGCUGAUCCCUUACGCGCGGAAGCUUCACCGCCAGUUGCACGAAUACCAGAGGUCCCUAGAGCCUUAUGCCAACCAGGCCCAGGAGAAGAUCAAGCUGGGCAUAGAGACAUUCAGCCAGACCAUGCAGCGCUACGUCACCCCACUUAUGGAGGCAAUCAAAAAACGCAUCACAGACUCUUAAGAGGUGGGGCUGACAUACCCCCAGUGCUUUCCCCAGAUCUCUGAAGCUUCUCAUAAGCAAUGGAGGGUGGAACCUUGGCCAAACUCUUUGAAACAGAAAGGGUCAAAAAAAGGGAAGCGACUGGAUUGAGUGUUCUCAGCAAUUUGGGGUGGGGAGCAGAGGCUGCUGGUGAUAUCUUCCCUCCCCCACACCAUGUAAUAAAGGAGCUGUCCCUAAUGAUGCUGGUUUAGGGCUGUGUUUAUGUAGUAAUGUUUUCUGAAAAUAAUCUUAUUGCAUUUGUAUACAAAAAUAUAAAUGGAGAAAAUGUCGUUACUUGUUAUAAUAUAAAAUCAGUACAUAUUGUAAUAUAAUCAGGCUCAGC